AUGGAGGGAGAGACAGAGAAAGACACAGCGGAGGAAAAGGAGCGUGAUGAGACACAGCUGUCUGCUGGGGAAGAGGAAGGGGCGGGGCGACUUCAUCAGAACGGAGGGUCCUCCGAGGACGACCAGGACCUACCCAUCAUGCACUGGGAGGACCUGAGCCUGAGGAUCGCUGAGCUGGAGAAACAGGAGGAGGAGAGGAGAGAAAGGGCAAAGGUCCGAGGGCAUGAAGGGAGGGUGAAGAUGUUGUGACAGUUCUGAGAUCAGCUUAUCCUCCCCAAACCCUGACCGUAAUAAUUAUCAGGAACAACACAACACUGACCGUAGAUCAAAUAAAAUAGUAUUUGUCACAUGCGGCCAAAUACAACAGGUGUAGACUUUACUGUGAAAUGGUUACUUAUGAGCCAUUUCCCAACAAUGCAGAGAUAAAAAGUAAGACAAAAAAAAUACAAUUGUCAAAUAAGGGGGGGGGAAAGGAAAUAGUAACAAUAACGAGGCUAUACUGUACAAGGAGUACCGGUACUGAGUCAAUGUGCAGGGGUAUGAGGUAAUUUAGGUAAUAUUACAUGUAGGUAGGGGGAAAAGUGACUAGAAAAUCAAGAUAGAUAAUAAACAGAGUAGCAGCAGUGUGUGUGCAUGUUGGAAUGUCAGUGUAGUAUGUGUGAGUGUGCAUAGAGCCAGUGCAAGAAUGUCAUUGAAAAAUUUAAAAGGGGGGUCAAUGCAAAUAGUCUGAGUAGCCAUCAGCAUUUAGGGGCAACUUAAUCCUACUCUCUUUGCUUUAUACAUAAUCAAUAAUAUCCACCGCCAUUAGGCUGAAAUCUAGAGCCUUAUUGACAGUCAUGUAGCCCAUUGCUAUUGUGCAAGCUGAGUUCACAAUAAUGUCUGUUAAGAAGGUGAUCGCAAUAACACCCUGGUCCCUGUGACACCAUGACAUUAAAGCUGAACUUGUCUGUUUGAAAAAGACUGCAGUGAUGGGUUUAAUGACACCCAUUGCUUACACUCUCAACUCCCCCGCUACCACACGUCUCCACCCCUUCCCUCCCAUGUCAUCCCUCCAUCCCUGAUCCCUCCCUCUGUUCCUCUCUUUCAGAGUACAAGUGGGUCGGAACAGGGGAGUGUGUCAGGGGGCUGGGCGGAGGAGAGGCAGGGUGGGCUGUGGAGGAGAGAUGAAUGGGAGGAUGAGGAGGACUACGGAAGAUGUCGAGUUGCGGUUGUAUCGUCUAGGUAACAAAAGUCAAAAACAGUCAAUUUCAUUCUCAACUUAAUUCUGUAUACCAUUUAAUUUAAGUUCUCUCUUUUAAGUGUUCAUGUUAUUUUUGCCUUUUAUUUUCUUAUUACAGAUUCCACAACCACAAAAAUCUACAGUUAUGCUACAUCAACAACAGUGAGAGUGAGGAUGAUGAGGCAGAGGAAGGGGCUGUCAAAGAGGUGAGCGAGUCCCUCCUGUUUUAUAGUAUAGCACAAAACUGGGACAAAAACCUACACACAUUGCGGCACUCUAGGGCCAGGUGUGAAGAUAUGCAUAUGUACCCAUGCCAUGCUUUUGUUGUGUUUCCUGUUUGCCAGGGUUCUAUAGGGCCAGGUAGCCAUGGUUACCGCCCCUCUGGCCUGAAGCUGGAAGUGAGGGCCGCACUGAGCGCGCUCAAAAACAAGCUGCUAGCCGAACAGAAAGUGGAGGUGAGAAGGAUGGAGAAGUGUGGACUGUGGAGAGAAAGAAAUAUGGUUGGAAGAAAUAGAGGGAAACAGCGGGCAUGUGGUGGGAGAGAGGUAAGGAUUGGUAUGUGUGAAUAAUUCCUGUGUGUGUGUGUCUGUCUCAGCACCUUGCCUGCAGUAGUGUGAUCACUAAGAGGACUCAUCUGGAACACUGUGACCUGCAGACCUGCUCAAUACAGCAGCUCAACUCCCUCAGGACCUCACUCAACCACGACAUACACGGUCAGUAGGCGGUCAUUGCAUGGGAAUUGUGGUCAUUACAUGGGGGAAAAAAGGUGGUUAUUCCUUGGUAAUAAUGUGUUAGUAAAUGAACUGGCAGGUGAGUGCUUGUUGUACGGUUUUUGUGUUUUGGGAUCUAUAUGUAUUUGUGCCUUGUUUUUGUGCAAAGUAAUAUUCUAUUCUAUUCUUGCAGACCUGAGCUCAGAGUUGGUGGGUCACCUGUUGAUAAGGGACCAGCUGAGGACCAAACAGGACGCCAUGCUCCUGGACGUACAGGAUCUGACAUAACCCUGACCCACAGGUGCACAGGACAGUGGAUAAAGUGAUGCUGUCCAGGAUAUGCCACUAUGAGACUGUCAGAAGUGUUGCCAUAAUAUCCUACUCAACAUAUGAUUCUUCGAUAAGGAGAAAUGUUGAGGAUGAACACCGGCGUCAUAAUGCAAUCCAUAUUACACAGACAGGGAAUGGAUAACUUUCUCUUCAUCAUCCCCACCUAAUCUUGACCAGCAUAAUCUUCUUCAUCAUCGUCAUUUUCAUCAUUAGUGGAGAGAGGACUGUAUUAGGACCUGUUUUGAUGUACGCAUGCACUUAAUUAACAACAAAUAUUUCAUAUCAGAAAGAGGAGUUGAAGCCAUUUGUGAUGUUGUUUGAAACAUCUCUAAUAAUAUCUGACUCCUAGUCUGUUGCCGGUGGUAAGACAAAUCUUAUCUUGGGAGAACCUUCACAGCCAUAGUUUAACCCAACAUUCAAUGAGUUAUAUCAUUUACAUAUCUGAGGGAUACCAGCUUUUCCACAAGUUUUAUUGUGUAAACAUUGCAAUAUCCUUGACUUACUAAUGUAAGGGAAUUGUCCACUUACAGCCUGUGUAAAACAAGCUAAGGGGUUACAUAUUCAGGCUAAAGGGAACUGUCCUGUAACAAUUUGGUAGAGAAGCUUCUUUGUUGCUAAUUUAGGAUAAUUAUCCUCUUGUAUAGUUGCUGAUGUAAGGGAAUUGUCCACUUAUAUUGCCUAUAAGCCUGUGGGUAUUGACAUGCAUGUUGACUCUUGUGAUAUACCUAGGUGGUUUGUGGCCAUAACUAUAACUACCACCAGCAUAGGAAACCACAAAGCUGCUAUUGGGUGAUUCAAUGCCAACAAAGGCCGAAAAGAU
Coregonus sp. 'balchen' is the source of this 3079-nucleotide messenger RNA. The record is from the annotation of a GenBank genome assembly. NCBI's taxonomy places the organism in Eukaryota, Metazoa, Chordata, Actinopteri, Salmoniformes, Salmonidae.